AAUUUGCAUAGUCUGAUCGUGAUCACGAGCAUGGAAGGGGAAAAUGAACAUAGCGGGUUCGAAACAUAAAUCCAAACUCGUCUAUGUGACAUUCAGAGAUCUGUCAUUACUCAAAUUAUCGCGUCCUGCCGCUCCCAGAGCCUGCUGGCCUGGCAGCGACAUCAAGGUAAAUAAUAAUCAGCUAGGUCUUUUACAUCGUAACCCGCUCCCCGUCCUAUUCGAUCGUGCCUAUUCGUCCGUGAUAUUUAUUUCCUUUCGUUUAUCAUCAUCGGAAUCCGGACGAAAUCACCGAGGCUUCUGCCCGCAAUUCCGAGAGACCAAUGCAGAUCAGCGCCACAUAUCGCCCAAAACCACACCUCGUUCUGGUAUCAUGGCAAACACUUUCGCCUCCCCGACCCCAUGUCUAGUACUUGCUCGCCCCUUAUGCCCUCAGAUGGUCAGCCCCAUAGGCGCAUCGUCUAGAGGUCGAAAGGAUGGGCGCCUAGUUGGUUCGUUCUUGUCCACGUGGCAUGGUGAUGUAUAUACUAGAAUUCCGUCCCGUUGCCGUACGUAGGGAUAGGAAUGAGCGUCUAAGACGACUCGUCGCGGAUCAGGGCGACGAUCAUGCUGUAAAGGUAGAAGAAGAACAUGAUGAGAUGGAAGCCGAGCUUCACGAAGGAUUCCUGCGC
Colletotrichum navitas is the source of this 668-nucleotide messenger RNA. RefSeq lists its product as uncharacterized. The record is from RefSeq and is a predicted model, not a curated record. Lineage: Eukaryota; Fungi; Ascomycota; Sordariomycetes; Glomerellales; Glomerellaceae. The transcript has a single exon. Bases 44 to 553 code for a protein of 169 amino acids.